Molecule: messenger RNA, 2607 nt
Organism: Sclerotinia borealis F-4128
Lineage: Eukaryota; Fungi; Ascomycota; Leotiomycetes; Helotiales; Sclerotiniaceae
Source: the annotation of a GenBank genome assembly
AUGGCGCAGGCGGGAGGGCCUACUCAAAAUCCGCCGAAUGACAAGAGAAGAGUCAAGGUCUAUGAGUUGCGCAAUGGCGACUGGGUUGAUAGAGGCACUGGCUUUUGCAGAGCUGACUUCAUGGUUGACAAUGGCCCUGAAAAAUCAGAUCCUAGAGUUAUAGUGCAGUCGGAAGAUCAACCAGGCUGUAUCCUCCUCGAGACCAAGAUAGUGAAAGCAGAUGAAUUUCUGAAACAGCAAGAAACUCUCAUAGUAUGGACAGAACCGAGUAGUAUCAUGGACAUGGCUCUCAGCUUUCAGGAAGCAGAGGGCUGUACGGCUGUAUGGAGAUUUAUCAAUAAUAUACAAACGACGUUAGCUGCAUCUAAUAAGACCAAUACAGAGGAGGAUAGUACAUCAGACGAUCUUGUCCCCGAGCCAAAUAUUCCAACGUCUCUCCCCAAUCCUUCGCUGGGUAGCUUACCUGAAUUAGAGGCACAGAUGAGAGGAUUGAGCAAUACAACAGUUGGACGCGAAGCCCUUACGAAAUUGGUCAUUAACGAAAACUAUAUCCGAAGAUUGAUACCACUGGUGGAAAUUGCCGAAGACUUGGAGGAUCUUCCAAGUUUACAUCGACUUUGCACGAUAAUGAAGAUGAUGAUAUUGUUGAACGACAAUUCGAUCGUCGAGCAUAUCGUAACGGAUGAGGUGGUUCUUGGUGUCGUCGGGGCUUUGGAGUAUGAUCCGGAUUUCCCAAGUCAUAAGGCCAAUCAUCGACUUUGGUUAGGUAGAGAGGGUAGAUAUAAGGAGGUUGUUCGGAUAGACGAUGUCAAUGUGCGGAGAAAGAUUCAUCAUACUUAUCGAUUACAAUAUCUUAAAGAUGUUGUACUCGCCCGGAUCUUGGACGAUCCCACCUUUUCGGUUCUCAAUGGCCUCAUCUUCUUCAAUCAAGUCGAAAUCGUUCAACAUCUGCAGGCCAAUACUGAUUUCCUUGAAGAACUUUUUGGAAUUUUUGGACCACAAGAGACAGAUCAAGAGAGGAAGAAGGAGGCUGUUCUUUUCAUACAACAGUGCUGUGCCAUUGCCAAAAAUUUGCAGCAACCGGCACGACAAACGCUAUACAAUAACUUCUUAGGACAUGGUCUAUUGUCUGUCAUUAACUUUGCUCUCCGACAUAAUGAUGUUGGAGUGCGGGUCGGAGCCACAGAUGUAUUGGUUUCCAUGAUUGAUCAUGAUCCUUAUAUGAUUCGUCAAACCAUAUUUCGACAAAUGAAUGAGAAGCAAACUCUUCUAACUGAUUCUCUUAUCGAUCUCCUUCUUGUAGAAGCAGACUUGGGUGUGAAGGCUCAAAUAGCAGAUGCAAUCAAGGUUCUUCUGGAUCCAGGUAUCCAUCCUGUGCCAGUGGAACCACCUCCCAAAGCAGCCAACGGUGAGGUUGUAGCUAGACCUCGACCUCAGGUAGAUCCUCAGCAUGAACUGUUCCUUAAUCACUUCUAUGAAGAAUCCGCGAAGAAAUUGUUUAAACCUUUGAUGGAUUUGAAGGGACGAGAGGAUAUGGACUUCACGGUUCACCAAGUAUCUUUGUUCAUCUAUCUGAUAGAGAUUCUUUGCUUUUUCAUCAGACAGCAUAUGCACCGCAGCAAAUAUUUUGUGUUAUCAGAAGGGCUUGCUCAACGCAUUUCUCAGCUUUUGGACAGUCCAGAGAAAUACCUUAAAUUAACGGCAUUGAAGUUCUUCCGAAAUUUGAUUGGUUUACAAGAUGAGUUUUACAACCAGCAGAUGAUGCAAGAUCAUCUUUUUGAGCCAAUCUUAGAUCUUGUGAUUGAAACCAUGCCUCGGGAUAAUCUCUUGAAUUCGGCGUGUUUGGAGUUUUUCGAUUUCAUCAAGAGCCAGGGUCCUAGUCAGAGGGUUUUGAUUAUACACUUGGUGGAAAACUACCGAGAGAAAUUUGAGACCAUCACCUAUGUCGACACAUUUAGAAAUUUCAUCAACAGUCAUGACAGCUUCCAAGGAUUUGCCUCAAGUAUGGAAACUUCCUUCCUCGACACCGAAGACGAAAGUCCGAAGAGACCGGAGACAGGUAGAGGCAGUAGAUGGGGCUCGGGUAUCAAGGACUUAGAUGCAGACGAAGAAGCAUAUUUCAACACAUCUGAUGACGACGAAGAUAAAUCUCAUUAUAAUCGGAACCUGACGAACGGAGCGUCGCCUAUUUCGAAACCUUUGGUUGACUAUCCAUCGGAUGAAGAAAAUGAAAAUUCAGAAAACGACGUUUCCACUGGAUUAGCCUCUGCUCCCCUCAGUCGGAGCUCUUCGCAUAAAUCUUUAGCUUCAAAAGAUUCCAGCGGGGACGAGAUAGUCAUGACUCCUACUUCUUCCACACCUACUCCACCUGAAAGAUUAUCGGAAAAACGGAGGAGAGAAGAAGAUGAGGAAGAUGAACUUGGCAAACUUUCCAAUCAUAAACGACGAAGCUCGACAAUUUCUACAGCAUCGAAUAGCAGCGUGAUUAGGAGGAAACAGAGCUUCAACAGAACUCGAGAUGGCAGUAAUGGACCUAAGAAGAUUGCCAUCAGCUUAUCUCCAGCCAUUAAAACCGGUGGUGAUAGCCCUGGUGGUAGCGCCAGUUGA